AUGCCCCGCAGUGUGAGUGGUGUGGAGAUGAGAAAAAGGCAGGCGGCCCACAUCGAGGCCCCAGCUCCGGCCCCUGGACAUCCAAGACCCAACACCUGCUGCUUGUGCUGGUGUGGCUGCUGCAAGUGUCUGUGGAAUGAGGACCGGAUGGAACGAGGUGAACGCCAAACCUGUAAAAUGGACAGUAUUGAGGCUGGUGAUGAACAACACCCCACUUUGGACGAGGUGCUGUCGUGGGCCCGGAGCUUUGAGCUAUUGCUUCGAUCUUUAGAAGGCCGAGAGGUGUUUCGCGGGUUCUUGCGCUCUGAGUACAGUGAGGACAACCUGCUCUUUUGGUUAGCCUGCGAUGAACUGAAGACAGAGGCCAAUCCAACAACAGUGGAAGAGAAGGCCAGAAUCAUAUAUGAAGAUUAUGUGUCCAUACUAUCACCCAAAGAGGUGAGCCUGGAUUCUCGGGUCAGAGAAGGCAUCAACCAGAGCCUCGCUGAGCCCAGUAACCUGAUGUACGAGGAGGCCCAGCUGCAGAUCUACACCCUGAUGCACCGCGACUCCUACCCUCGCUUCCUCAACUCCUCCGUUUACAGAGACCUCCUGGCCAACAGGCGGCGCACUUGCCUCGACACCUAA
This is a messenger RNA of Knipowitschia caucasica, 627 nucleotides long. Lineage: Eukaryota; Metazoa; Chordata; Actinopteri; Gobiiformes; Gobiidae. The record is from the annotation of a GenBank genome assembly.